Messenger RNA from Symbiodinium natans, 438 nucleotides. The record is from the annotation of a GenBank genome assembly. NCBI's taxonomy places the organism in Eukaryota, Dinophyceae, Suessiales, Symbiodiniaceae.
AUGCCGCGCGAAGCGGGCGAUGGCAUGCGGGCGACGGAAAUCACUUUCCUUCAGGAGCAGAACAAGCUCGUCUUAGAGACUCUGGAACGGGUCGAGCAAGAGCGUGAACAAGCUCAAGAUCAGAUCCGGGCUUGCGAGGAGCGCGAUGCUCUGCUGCAGAGCGAGCUCCAGGCCAUCAACGACAAGAUCGGCUCCUUGGCCCAGCGCCUUCGCCAGGACAAGUCCGAGACAGCCUCCAAGGAUGAGCAUGUCCGGGUACUCUCAGAGCAGAACAAGCAGAUGCUUUCCAUGCUCGAGACGGAGGAGCAGAAGUCCAAGGCCACCGCAGAGUCAAUCAAGCAGCUCGAGAGCAAGAACCGGAAGCUGCAGAAGAUUGCGGAGGAGUUUGAUACUGCGAAGGCUGACCUCGAACGGCAGGCAAGGAGUGUGACGCUUUGA